Messenger RNA from Purpureocillium takamizusanense, 2328 nucleotides. RefSeq lists its product as uncharacterized. Gene Ontology annotation, cellular component: nucleus; precatalytic spliceosome; catalytic step 2 spliceosome. The coding region runs from base 281 to 2098 and encodes 605 amino acids. Gene Ontology annotation, biological process: mRNA splicing, via spliceosome. The record is from RefSeq and is a predicted model, not a curated record. The transcript has 2 exons. Lineage: Eukaryota; Fungi; Ascomycota; Sordariomycetes; Hypocreales; Ophiocordycipitaceae.
UGCAGCCUCGCCUCUUGACCUCAACCACUUUCAUCCCCCUCCAGCAUCCAGCCAGCUGCAUUUCCGGCUGACUGGCGAACACUGCAUCCGUUGCGUCGGCACCCUGCCCUCCCCCUCCGACCGCAGCCUCCUCCCACCGCGUAAUGGGAAGAGACCCAAAGCAAUACAUCGUCGCUCUCGUUGGUCUCUACGCCGUAUUCCACCUCGUCACCCAAGCCUCGAACCCGGCCGCCGUUUCCAGGCACGGCAGCGGCGCCCAGUCGCCAAAUUCCAACGCGCCAUGGCGGCCCCAAAGAUGACCAAGAACCAGAUGCGGAGGGCCAAGAAGAAGGAGCAGAAGAAGGCAAAGGCACAGGGAGCGGAACAGCAGCAAGACGAAGCCGCUCCCGCCGUAGAAGACGAGCACGCAGUCAAGUCUGACAAGCAUCGCGGCGACGCCGAUGGGCCCGCGGAUGCCGAGGCCGAUGCGGCUGAGGUCGCCGUUACGGUGGAGAAGCCAGGCCUCGAAGAGGUCCUGGGCGACGACGAUGCCCUGGCUGCCUACAGAGACAUCUUCUCCAAGUUUGGUGCGUCCGUCGACGGAGACAACAUUGCCAAGGAAGCCAACGCCGGCAACCAAGGCGACGUCUUCUUCGACGAUGACGACGAUAUUCCCGACGAAGACGAGGAAACCACGGGCAGAACAAAACUCUCCAAGAAGAAACGCAAGCAGCUCCGGACUCUCUCCGUUGCCGAGCUCAAGAGCAUGGUCAACCACCCCGAGGUGGUUGAGUGGCACGACGUGUCGUCGCUGGACCCGCGCCUGCUCGUCCAGAUCAAAGCCCAGCGAAACAUCGUACCCGUGCCGUCGCAUUGGUCGCUGAAGCGCGAAUACCUCUCUUCGAAACGUGGCAUCGAGAAGUCGGCCUUCAGACUGCCCGCUUUCAUUGCCGACACUGGCAUCUCGGAGAUGCGAGACGCCGUUCUCGAGAAGGAGGCAGAGCAGAGCCUCAAGCAGAAGCAGCGCGCUCGCGUGCAGCCCAAAAUGGGCAGGCUAGAUAUUGACUAUCAGAAACUUUACGACGCAUUCUUUCGCUUUCAGAUCAAGCCAGAGCUGACGCGCUACGGAGAGGUCUACUACGAGGGCAAGGAAGCCGAGGUAGACUAUCAGCACUUUCGGCCCGGUGACCUCGGCGAGGCGACCAAAGAGGCUCUCGGGAUGCCGCCCGGCGCCCCCCCGCCCUGGCUCAUCAAUCAACAACGCGUCGGACCUCCCCCCUCGUACCCUACCCUGAAGAUUCCCGGCCUGAACAUCCCACCCCCUCCCGGUGGCACCUGGGGCUAUCACCCUGGUGGAUGGGGCAAGCCCCCUGUCGACGAGCUGAACCGCCCGCUUUUCGGCGGUGAUGUCCUAGGCCUGAAUACCCAACAACCUGCGCCGCCUCAAGCGGGACAGCCCGAUCAGCCCGUCGUUGAGCCCGUCGAGCGAACGCUGUGGGGCGAGCUACAACCGCGCGAGGAGGAGUCCGAAGAAGAAGAAGAGUCGGAUGAGGACGAGGACGAGGGCGACGAGGAGCGAGAAGAAGACAUUGGUGGAGAGGAGGAUAUUGGCGGCCUGGAGACGCCAGGCGGAUACGCUAGCACCGUUCUGCCGAACCAGGGCACUGAGACCUCCAUGGCUGGAGACUUCGACCUGCGCAAGGAGCGUUCCGGAUAUGGCACAGAGACGCCGUCCGGGCGCGCCGCAUACACGGUCCUAAAGGAGCAGAAGGCACAGGGCAGCAGCGGUGGACUCUUCGGUGUCGGCCACCAGUACGACCUGAGCUCGGCGCAGCACGCCAACAUCCCCGUCCUCGGCGCCGAGGACGACUCGCGAAAGCGCAAGAAGCCCGGCGACGUGGACGUGGCUCUCGACGUCGACUCGCUCGGCCAGCACGACGGGCUCAACAAGGACGCCCUCCGGCAGAAGUUCGAGGAGGGUAGUCGGCAGCAGGGCGUAGGUGCCAACUGGCAGCACGACGAAGACCUGGCCGACAUGAUUGCUGAGGAGAGCCGCAAGCGGCAGAAGACGGAGAGGGAGCGCAGCGACCGCCGCAGGGAGGCCCGCGGUCGCCACUGAGCGAAGGGCUUGGACGUUGGCGCCCACGGCAAGAUGUAUGUUGCGAUCCUUACCGAGCUUUGUUCUCGCAUUUGGCGUCUGGGGUUUUGGGCUUCCUUAUAAGGUGUGGGGGGAUGUUUUGCAUGGGAUCGGAACGGUUGAAGCUCAAGGGCAGGCAGGGGAACAUCGCGUUUGGUCAAAAUGGGAACCGUAGAUCAUGCAUGCAGAGAGAGAGAGAGAGAGAGAGAGAG